AUGUCGCCACCGUCCGUGCACUCCAGUGUGGGAGCGGUGCCGAUUGAAGAUGGAGGAAAGGAGGUGGAGUUCGCCACUCCACCCAGUGUCCACAUCGACCACCUAGAUGCUAAUCACGACGAUGCGCCACUCCAGUUCCGCAAGAUCGACAACAUCGUUGGGCUGGCCUCGCUGCGUGGUCUCGUGUCGUGGGUGUUAAUUGCAGAGGAGCUGCACGCUGUAAGUUCUGAUGAGCCGGUCUCUUUUGCUGAAGUAGAGGGCCACCCAAGCUGGAGGAAAGCUAUGGAGGAGGAGAUGGCGUCGAUCGAGGAGAACCGCACUUGGUCCCUGGUUGACCUCCCACAUGGUCGCCGGGUGAUCGGGUUGAAGUGGGUGUACAAGGUGAAGCGGGAUGAAAACGGAGCUGUGGCGAAGUACAAGACGCGCCUGGUGAUGAAGGGCUAUGCGCAACGCCAGGGGAUCGACUACGACAAGGUGUUCGCACCUGUGGUGCGGUUGGACACGGUGCGCCUUCUCAUCGCUCUUGCGGCGCACGAGGGGUGGGAGGUGCACCACAUGGAUGUCAAGUCGGCGUUCUUAAAUGGUGAUCUCAAGGAAGAGGUGUACGUGGAGCAGCCGGCCAGUUUCAUCAGCACGGGCAACGAGCACAAGGUGUUCAAGCUGAAGAAGGCACUCUACGGCUUGCAUCAGGCGCCUAGGGCCUGGAACGCGAAGCUGGAUGAAACGCUGUUGUCGUUUAGAUUAAGGAAGAGUCCCUCGGAACAUGCCAUCUACACCAGGCGGAACGGGAAGGCAUAG
This is a messenger RNA of Spirodela intermedia, 798 nucleotides long. NCBI's taxonomy places the organism in Eukaryota, Viridiplantae, Streptophyta, Magnoliopsida, Alismatales, Araceae. The record is from the annotation of a GenBank genome assembly.